GCCACUGAGUACUGACAGCAGGAGACGAACAGCAGAUGACCGCUGGAUCUGACUUUGGACAGUUAGAAACAACACUCCGGCAAGUGGACAUAGCCUAUGUUGUGGCAUGUAUCCCGUCUGGACAUGAUGAACAAUCGGGUACUUGGGUAGCCUAAUACCUCACGCAGUAUAAUAACGAGGAGCAUACAGGAUAAGUUCCUUUCUGAAAAAAAUGUGAGGCAAAGCUUAGCCUAUACGUGCGCACUGCUGCCUAGUUUCGGGAAAAGGGGGGUGACGUGCCCGCGCAAAUAUAAGGCGGGGUUCAGUUGUCUAUUAAGCUCUAUAUGUUUUAUAAAGACUGAAGCAACUAUAACCCUCUCCGAAGAGCAAGACGCCAACCCCACUGAGUAGGAGUAGGACUAUGAGGAGCAUGGAGUUAAACACGCGUUGAUGGAAGGGUCGGAGUCACGCUGGUUUUUCACUCUAACAAAUGUUCCACAGGAGUGGGGAGUAUGUUACUCACUCAUGACUCUACGAGGAUGAGGUACAUGUUAACCCUGCAGGUAUCCACUGUGCUGUUUGUUUGCUCAUCUGCAGAGAACGCCUGUGAAAACCUCACAGUGAUGGCAGGGAAUCUCACUUUGUAUUCACAGUCCUAUGGAAACCAGACUGAUCACAAUACCUCAGAGUCACUAGUUCUUUCAGCAGAACUGUUCUGCAAGGUCUCCAUCGAUGGAAUAGGUACGUGUUGGCCAAGAAGUCGCGCAGGUCUGCUGGUGUCGCGACCUUGUCCUGAGUUUUUCCUCGGGGUCAGGUACAAUACAUCUGACAAUGUGUACAGAAAGUGCCUGGCUAACGGUACAUGGGCCUUGAAGGGAAACUAUUCGCAAUGCCGUGCCAUACUUAACACACAGAGGAAGAGUAAGCUACACUAUCAGAUAGCGGUGACCAUAAAGUACAUGGGCCAUUGUCUCUCCCUAUUGGCUCUCCUGUUUGCUUUCACCCUUUUCCUGUACCUAAGGAGCAUCCGUUGUUUGAGGAACAUCAUCCACUGGAACCUCAUCACAGCGUUCAUUCUCAGGAACGGCACCUGGUUCGUGGUACAGCUCACCAUGAGCCCAUACAUUCAUGAGAGCAAUGUGCUGUGGUGUCGCGCGGUGACGGCCGUGUACAACUAUUUCCACGUGACAAACUUCUUCUGGAUGUUUGGGGAGGGCUGUUACCUGCACACGGCCAUCGUGCUCACCUACUCCACGGACAAACUCAGGAAGUGGAUGUUCAUAUGCAUUGGCUGGGGUAUUCCCUUUCCAAUCAUCAUUGCUUGGGCACUUGGCAAGUUAUAUUAUGACAAUGAGAAGUGCUGGUUUGGGAAACGAGACGGAGUGUACACAGACUACAUCUAUCAAGGGCCCAUCAUCCUUGUGCUCGUGAUCAACUUUGUUUUCCUUUUCAACAUAGUCAGGAUUCUAAUGACCAAACUCAGAGCCUCAACAACAACAGAAACUGUCCAGUACAGGAAGGCUGUGAAAGCCACUUUGGUGCUGCUGCCUCUUCUGGGCCUCACCUACAUGCUGUUCUUCGUGAAUCCAGGAGAGGGCGACGUCUCCCAGGUUGUCUUCAUCUACUUCAACUCCUUCCUUGAAUCCUUCCAGGGAUUCUUCGUAUCUGUGUUUUACUGUUUCCUCAACACUGAGGUGCGUUCAGCUGCAAGGAAGCGGUGGCACAGGUGGCAAGACAAACAUUCCAUCAGAAUGAGAGUCGCCAGGGCGACCGCCACGUCCAUUCCAAGCUCCCAGUCACGCCUGAGUUUCCACAGUAUCAAACUGUCAACAUCAGUAUGAGGACUUGGACUUUUCCUGACAGCUUUUUGCAGGGCCCAGGACAAAGUAAUCCGAUAGGGUCCCCCUCCCUAUACAGUACAUACAACGUAAUGAGAACCCAAUUCUGGGCCCCCCUCUGCCCCUGGGCCUGGGACAACUGACCCCUUUGGGCUGCUUUACUACUGUAUGUAGGGAUCACAUCAAAGUCAUUCUCACCCUGUAUAAGUGAAUGAGUGAAAAUGUCAGAAGUAUCGCUGUGUACUCUUUGCCAACCUUUGCAGGGAGAUGGGGGGGGAAAAAACAGGAAAAGGAGAAAAGGAAGAGAACACAGGGUCGAGCAAUAUUGUUUUUGAGGAAAUAAGAACAAAAAAUGAAAAGAGAAAAGGGGGGGAUGUUUUUUUGCACAAUGGAAUUAUCUCCUAAUGUACAGUCAUCCCUUCAGUUGGUCUUGUACUGCUCCAUGAAACAUCACCCAGCCUGAGACACUGAAAGACCAGCGAACAAACAGACCAGCGACCGAUACCAAGUUAUGGGUCAUCUCUAACCAAUUAUGUGUGUUAUGUGUACUGAUGGACGGCAUUCUAUACACUCAAAGUGAAGCAACGGCUGGAGGCAGGAUAUGGAGCAAUUGAGGCGGAAAUAUUCUCGCAAACCAGUCGCAGUUGCAUCAUACACGUUGAAUGGUGUUCAUAGAACCACAGCGUCUCUAUAUACAGGUCAGUAUCUCUAACGCACCUGCCAGGUGAGGUGUGCAAAUAAAAUAAAAAAAACACCAGAAGUGUAUUCCUUUCCCGUAUGAAAGAUACGUACGGUACAUAAAAAACAUGGCUACAACAAUUUUAAGUGUGGAAAAAAAGGAAAUGGGCCACUAGUACUGUGUAUAGAGCUCGAAAGUGACGUCACUUCCCCCGAUUUCAUGGGACCUCAACGGCGUUUUUAGCCGAAAAUCGUAGCAUGUAAUCCAAUGGCGGUAUUAAAAUGGCAUUUCGAUCCCUUUCGAGUUGUGCCACGAGCUCCAUAUAUGUUGUUUCUGAUAUUUUUGCUUAAUUUUUCGUACGAACCCCCACAUUUUUUAAAAAGCUGUGUUUCUUCACAUUUUUCAUGCCGACGGCCUCGGAACAAAACAUUGAUACUUCUGCAUGAAUAAUCUUUAUCUAUCAUCUUAAACAGCAUAUUUGUAGCCCAGCGCAUAUCAUGACUGAGAUCAGAAGAUAUUUACUCGCUACCACGUUGUUAGAUGGUCAGCUUAGGUCCCGUGAAACGCGGAACUAAGGGGCGGGACUUUCGAGCUCUAUGUGCCGUAUAUAGUACCUUAAGCCCCCCUAGGAAAUUGCCAUUGAUCAUGGCAUUGAUCAUAUCAUUGUGACACAGCACUCCACAGCAGUGUACACUGCACACAACAAAAUUGCAUUUAUGCCUCAGUCAUGGAGGAGGAUGCUGGGGAGAAGCA
This is a messenger RNA of Engraulis encrasicolus (European anchovy), 3249 nucleotides long. RefSeq names its product corticotropin-releasing factor receptor 1. The transcript has 14 exons. Gene Ontology annotation, biological process: cell surface receptor signaling pathway; adenylate cyclase-activating G protein-coupled receptor signaling pathway. Gene Ontology annotation, molecular function: corticotropin-releasing hormone binding; corticotropin-releasing hormone receptor activity; corticotrophin-releasing factor receptor activity. The coding region runs from base 492 to 1820 and encodes 442 amino acids. NCBI's taxonomy places the organism in Eukaryota, Metazoa, Chordata, Actinopteri, Clupeiformes, Engraulidae. Gene Ontology annotation, cellular component: neuron projection; plasma membrane. The record is from RefSeq and is a predicted model, not a curated record.